GGAGAUGUCACCAGGCCUAUCAGCAUUUAUUAAUUCUUUAAGACCCUAGAGUUCUGCUAAGUUUCUCUAGGGUACCUGAAAAAAGGAGGCAGCUGAAGUUUGUCACUGGGCCUGGUAACCUGAGCAACAGGUCUCAGGUAACAACAGCCUCAGCAUCAAUAAUUGAAAUCAGGUCCAGUCUCCUUCUUCAGGGUUAUUCCUCUCAAGGACUUCCCAUUCUGGUACUCUGGUCUUUUCUAGGAGCCUUCAGCCCAGGACUCAGGUAGGAACAAUGUCCCCUGCCAUCGCACUGGCACUCCUGCCACUCGUGGUGACACUGCUGGUGAGGUGCCGACACCAUCUCCGACUGCUGCUGCACACAGUCCUGCUGAGGAGCUUCAGGGACUGCCUGUCAGGCCUUCGAACUGAGGAACGGGCCUUCAGCUACGUGCUCACCCAUGCUCUGCCUGGAGACCCUGGUCACAUCCUCACCACUCUAGACCACUGGAGCAGCUGCUGCGAGUACCUGAGUCACAUGGGCCCUGUGAAAGGUCAGAUUCUGAUGCGGCUGGUGCAAGAGAAGGCCCCUGCUUGUGUGCUGGAGCUGGGCACCUACUGCGGAUACUCUACACUGUUUAUUGCGCGGGCUUUGCCCCCUGGGAGUCGCCUUCUCACUGUGGAGCGGGACCCUCGUACAGCAGCAGUGGCUGAAAAACUCAUCCGGCUGGCUGGCUUCGAUGAGCAAAUGGUGGAGCUCAUUGCGGGCAGCGCAGAGGAAGUGAUCCCACGCCUGAGAGCUCAGUACCAGCUGAAUCGGGCAGAUCUGGUGCUGCUGGCACAUCGGCCUCGUUAUUAUCUACGGGACCUACAGCUCCUGGAAGCCCAUGCCCUACUCCCAAGUGGUGCCACUGUAUUGGCUGACCAUGUGCUUUUCCCUGGUGCACCGCGCUUCCUACAAUACACAAAGAGCUGCGGCCGCUAUCGCUGUCGCCUCCACCACACCAGCCUCCCAGACUUCCCUGCCAUCAAGGAUGGCAUAGCCCAACUCACCUAUGCUGGACCUGGCUGAGAUCCAGGACCUGGGUGGGAUAUUUACUGAUACAACCCCAACCCCACUCAAGCAAGGACCUCAGAAUAUCCCCUUUCCCUUUGUUUAGUGUCCAGCAUAUGCUAGGUUCAGGCUGGGGAAGCUUUCUUCUCAACUCGGCCUGCCCCCAACCUCUAUAUCAAUCCAAAGUGUCAAAUUCUAUCAGUCUUCUUGGUCCCACAAGAUCCUCUCCUAGAAAACUGGAGACUGCAAGCAGGAGUCCUGAGCCCUUGUUCUGUUAGCAAUUGCUCCCUCCAGGUGAGUCCUUCCUUCUUCUGAGAUUGCUUAUUCUCUUAAUAUUAAGGGCUGGAAAGAUGGCUCAGCAGUUAAGAGCACUGGCUGCUGCUCCCUAUCUGGAGGACUCAGGUUCAAUUUCCAGCACUCACAUGGCACAGGCACACAUGUGAUAUUCAUACACACAUACAUACAAAAAAUCUCUAAGCAUAAAUAAAUUACAACAAAAAGAAGACAGCUGGCUGGCAGAGCCCCCAGAGCCUCCCAGCUGUGGGACUCAGACAGCUUCUGGAUGGAAUCAGAGGCAGCUGCAGACAAUGAGGCCCCGUAGAGCAUCCAGGUGCCAGCUAGGC
Messenger RNA from Alexandromys fortis (reed vole), 1653 nucleotides. It is a transcript of the gene Tomt, whose product is annotated as transmembrane O-methyltransferase. NCBI's taxonomy places the organism in Eukaryota, Metazoa, Chordata, Mammalia, Rodentia, Cricetidae. Gene Ontology annotation, biological process: catecholamine catabolic process; developmental process; dopamine metabolic process. Gene Ontology annotation, molecular function: catechol O-methyltransferase activity. Bases 272 to 1048 code for a protein of 258 amino acids. The transcript is spliced from 4 exons. The record is from RefSeq and is a predicted model, not a curated record.